This is a messenger RNA of Owenia fusiformis, 2447 nucleotides long. NCBI's taxonomy places the organism in Eukaryota, Metazoa, Annelida, Polychaeta, Sabellida, Oweniidae. The record is from the annotation of a GenBank genome assembly.
CAGGGUUUGAAAGCUAUUUUAUAUUUGAUAAGGAUAAUCUUACACAAAUUUCUAUGUCUUAAUUCAAGAAGAAUCAAUACACAUCCAUAAAGCAAGGGGGAGUUUGUCAGAAAGGUAAAUAAUGAUUCAUCCCGUGACGUCACUUCCCUUCCAUAGGAAUUCAAGGAAUGGGCUGGAUUUAUGUGGGUGAAAAGUACGUCUGAUAUCAUACUAUUCAAGAGCCGAGAACAAGGAAUACAAAGUCUAUAGUAAAGAAUAACAAGUGAACCAAAGAUAUCAACAUGCAGGCAGUACCCCCAGAUUUCAACCCCCAGCCCCUCCCCCCACAAUCCAGACCCCCAUGUGAGCCUCCAAAGUUCCUAAAGAGACAAGUAUAUAGUGACACAGCCGUCUUCAAACAUUUGGAUGACCAUGCUAUCUUGGUUGCCUCAAGAACCCAGGGCAAUUUCAGAGAGCUGAUCUGGGAAUUGGCUUAUUGCAAACAAUUUGCUGACCUAGAAAAAGCCAGAGUGAUAUUCCGAUGGAUGACAGCCAAGAACAUGUACACAGUGGCCUUCAGGGAGGAACUAGCAGGCUCUCCCGAGGAAGUAUUAUGUGCCUUCAAGAACAAACGUGGGACCUACGCUAGAAUAUUUGAAACAUUAUGCAGUUUUGCUGGACUCCCAUGUGUUACAUUGAGUGGGUAUGCUAAAGGAGUUGACUACAAGCCAGGAAUGCGGUUCUCAGGUCAACCCCAUAACCACAGCUGGAAUGCAGUCUUUGUAAAUGGAGCUUGGCAACUUGUUGACUGCCACUGGGCCACACGAUACCUGGCCUCAGAACGUAAUGUACCCGAGAACCUUGUGUAUGAAUACGAUGAUUUUUACUUCAUGUCAGAGCCAGAACAGCUGAAGUACAGUCAUUGGCCAUCUGAUAACAAGUGGCAGCUCCUUCGACAGCCACUCACGCUAACACAGUUUGAAGAGCUCCCUCUUGCCAAGUCUUUCUUCUUCAAGUGCGGCAUGGAUUUCCUUCAAUGCACUAACGGGGUGCUUACUACUGAGAAUGGACAUACAACAUUGGUCCUUGGAUUCAACAAACCUCUCAGCUUCACAUUUAAGCUACUCAUUGGUGAGGCAAUGGAGGAUGACUACAGGGGCCACAAACUGAAGGUCUAUGUGCUCCAGGAGACGCUAGAGAACCAGGUGAAGUUCCACAUUAGGGCCCCCAAGGAGGGACCCUACUACAUGACCCUCUACGCCCAGGAAGUGUCUGAGGAGUUGAACGUUGAGAAUGUUUUCCGGGCAGCCUGUGAGUAUAAAAUUCAGUGUGACCGUGCUGCUCCUGAUGCUAUCCCUCUCCCUGUGUGUUCUGAUACAAACUGGGGACCCGGUGCUCCUGUACGCCAGUAUGGACUCAUUCCAUCGCACAAGGAUGGUGUUAUAACUGCUGUUAAUGGACGUUGUGAGCUCAGAUUCGCAAAGACACGUCGUGUCCGCCUGCUAUGUAAACUCCAAAAAGAGGGCGUUGGUGAGGCAGCCUUGGAGAAAUGUGUAACGGAACAGGAAGUUGACAACCAAUCCAUCGUAACAGUGAACCUCCCCAAGGCUGGUGAAUAUGGUCUGGAAAUCUAUGCUAAUGAUCCCGCUAAAGAUGGAGACACCUUCACCCAUAUGUGUCAAUAUCUGGUACGCUAUGAUGACUCGACUGGGCCAGGACCAUAUGGGGCUAACUACUCACAGACAAUGAGCUCCACCACAACUACCACCCAAUAUGGAGCUCCUGGUGUACAGGGCUACAACCAGUACCAAACUGACUCCACACAAAUGACACAGGUAACAACAAGAAUGACUGAUGUGACACUCUCUGGGCCAGGAAGCAAAAGUGCCCCACAGACUGCCCCUAAGCCAGGGAAGGGGAGGGGCCCCCAGGGAAGAGGAUAUGGUCAGGAGGAAGACCUGCCACCCCCACCCCCAGAACUUGCUGGCCAGGACAUGCAAUAUCAAUCUGCACCAGGAUACAGAGGAGGACCAGCAGGUGAUCUACCUCCCCCUCCCCCAGGUCAGGCUGGCCAGGGACCAUACGGCACACAGCGUGCUCCUGGACAGGAGGAUUUCCCACCACCCCCUCCCCCAGAUGGCACAGACUCUGGAGUACAGAUUCAGGUGAAAAGGGCUCAUCCCAAAAGCAACCAGGCAGAGCCAGGUACUGGGGCAACAUUGCUAAGAGCUAAAGGCCAACCAGCAGAGGAAUCUCCCGGAGCGACACAGCACAUACCAAUACAGGUCCAAUCCCAAGUUAAGGCAGGGCAGCAGCCAGCUCCAGGUCAACCAGGCUAUCAACAAGGAGCUCCAGGUCAAUAUGCUCCAGGCCAACAGGGAGCUCCAGGUCAGUAUGCUCCUGGUCAACAAGGAGCUCCUGGGCAGUAUGCUCCUGGUCAACAACAAUAUGCUCCAGGUCAACAAGUU